GAGUCCGGGACAGAACGCCCCUCCUGCCCCAGCUGGUCCUGCCCCUGCCGCCGGCCCCGGGACAGCCAGGAUACAACCCAGUGAGGAGCCAAAUAAUAAAGGUGAGGACGGUUGGUCCACACACGGCACUGCAAAAUGAAUGGCACUGUGAAAGCGGCAGUGAAUGGCGCGAGAAUUGAUGGAGAUGCUGCCAGCACAGUUAACGGCACUGAGGGAAAAAAGCCCCUGAAGGCAGAAAUGAAGAAGUCGCUAGGGGCCGCCACCAUGGAGGUCGCCGUGGGCCGCUUUAAGGGGCGGCGGGUCCCGGUGUGGGACGUCCUCUCCUCCAGCUACCUGGACGAGGCCGGGCGGCGGGACCUGCUGGAGCGGUUCCGCUCGGGGGCCCUGACCCUGGCGGCCCUGACGGCCGCCCUGACGGCCGCCGUGGAGGAGACGGAGCGGAAGGCCGGCAAGGUCUCCUUCCGGGGCCUCCGGCGCCAGGUGUCGGCCUCGCAGCUGUGCGACUCCAAGAUCAUCAGCGUGGAGACCCUGCGGGACCUGGCCGAGGGGACCAAGACCCUGAAGCAGGUCACGGAGAUGGACUCGGUCCGGCGGUACCUGGAGGGGACCAGCUGCAUCGCCGGGGUCCUGGUGCCCUCCCGGGCGGACCCGGCCAAGCGGGAGAAGAUGAGCAUCUACCAGGCCAUGUGGAAGGGCAUCCUGCGGCCCGGCACGGCCCUGGUGCUCCUGGAGGCCCAGGCGGCCACGGGCUUCGUCAUCGACCCGCUGGAGAACCGGCGGCUCUCCGUGGAGGAGGCCGUGGCCGCGGGCCUGGUGGGCGGGGAGCUCCGCGAGAAGCUGCUGUCGGCCGAGCGGGCCGUGACCGGCUACACGGACCCCUACACCGGCGAGCCCCUCUCCCUCUUCCAGGCCAUGAAGAAGGACCUGAUCGUCAAGGACCACGGCGUGCGGCUGCUGGAGGCCCAGAUCGCCACGGGCGGCGUGGUCGACCCCGUGCACAGCCACCGCGUCCCCGUGGAGGUGGCCUACCAGCGCGGCUACUUCGACGAGGAGAUGAGCCGGAUCCUGGCCGACCCGGCGGACGACACCAAGGGCUUCUUCGACCCCAACACCCACGAGAACCUCACCUACCUGCAGCUGCUGCGCCGCUGCGUGCGCGACCCGGACACCGGGCUCUCCAUGCUGCAGCUGGCCGCCCCGGGCUCCGCCGUCUUCCAGCUGGGCGAGCAGGCCCGCACGGCCCUGCAGGCCGCCCCGGCCGCCGGCAGCGCGGCCCUCUUCCAGGGCCAGGCCGUCUCCCUGUGGGAGCUCCUCUUCUCCAGCUACGUCAGCGAGGCCCGGCGGCAGGAGCUGCUCGGGGGCUACCAGGCGGGGACCCUGGGCCUGGAGGAGCUGGGCGCCGCCCUGGCCGCCCUGGCCGCCGAGGCCGCGGCCCGCCCCGGGGAGCGGGAGGGCCGGGCGGCCGAGCCCCCGGCCCGGCCCACGGCGCGGGAGGCCCUGGGGGCCGCCACCAUGGAGGUCAGGCGCGGGCCGCUCCGGGGCCCGGCGGUCAGCGUGUGGCGGGUCCUCAGCUCCGACUACCUGCGGGAGCCCGAGAGGCAGGAGCUCCUGGACGGGUUCGGCUCCGGCGCCCUGACCCUGCCGGCCCUGACCCGCCGGCUGGCCGACGUCGUCGAGGAGGCCGAGGAGGGGCGGGCCGGCCCGGGGCCCGACGCCGAGGCCGAGGCCGCCCCGCGGGCCGGCCCGGGACCCGACGCCGAGGCCGCCCUGCGGGCCGCCACCAUGGAGCUCGCCGUGGGCCGCUUUAAGGGGCGGCGGGUCCCGGUGUGGGACGUCCUCUCCUCCAGCUACCUGGACGAGGCCGGGCGGCGGGACCUGCUGGAGCGGUUCCGCUCGGGGGCCCUGACCCUGGCGGCCCUGACGGCCGCCCUGACGGCCGCCGUGGAGGAGACGGAGCGGAAGGCCGGCAAGGUCUCCUUCCGGGGCCUCCGGCGCCAGGUGUCGGCCUCGCAGCUGUGCGACUCCAAGAUCAUCAGCGUGGAGACCCUGCGGGACCUGGCCGAGGGGACCAAGACCCUGAAGCAGGUCACGGAGAUGGACUCGGUCCGGCGGUACCUGGAGGGGACCAGCUGCAUCGCCGGGGUCCUGGUGCCCUCCCGGGCGGACCCGGCCAAGCGGGAGAAGAUGAGCAUCUACCAGGCCAUGUGGAAGGGCAUCCUGCGGCCCGGCACGGCCCUGGUGCUCCUGGAGGCCCAGGCGGCCACGGGCUUCGUCAUCGACCCGCUGGAGAACCGGCGGCUCUCCGUGGAGGAGGCCGUGGCCGCGGGCCUGGUGGGCGGGGAGCUCCGCGAGAAGCUGCUGUCGGCCGAGCGGGCCGUGACCGGCUACACGGACCCCUACACCGGCGAGCCCCUCUCCCUCUUCCAGGCCAUGAAGAAGGACCUGAUCGUCAAGGACCACGGCGUGCGGCUGCUGGAGGCCCAGAUCGCCACGGGCGGCGUGGUCGACCCCGUGCACAGCCACCGCGUCCCCGUGGAGGUGGCCUACCAGCGCGGCUACUUCGACGAGGAGAUGAGCCGGAUCCUGGCCGACCCGGCGGACGACACCAAGGGCUUCUUCGACCCCAACACCCACGAGAACCUCACCUACCUGCAGCUGCUGCGCCGCUGCGUGCGCGACCCGGACACCGGGCUCUCCAUGCUGCAGCUGGCCGCCCCGGGCUCCGCCGUCUUCCAGCUGGGCGAGCAGGCCCGCACGGCCCUGCAGGCCGCCCCGGCCGCCGGCAGCGCGGCCCUCUUCCAGGGCCAGGCCGUCUCCCUGUGGGAGCUCCUCUUCUCCAGCUACGUCAGCGAGGCCCGGCGGCAGGAGCUGCUCGGGGGCUACCAGGCGGGGACCCUGGGCCUGGAGGAGCUGGGCGCCGCCCUGGCCGCCCUGGCCGCCGAGGCCGCGGCCCGCCCCGGGGAGCGGGAGGGCCGGGCGGCCGAGCCCCCGGCCCGGCCCACGGCGCGGGAGGCCCUGGGGGCCGCCACCAUGGAGGUCAGGCGCGGGCCGCUCCGGGGCCCGGCGGUCAGCGUGUGGCGGGUCCUCAGCUCCGACUACCUGCGGGAGCCCGAGAGGCAGGAGCUCCUGGACGGGUUCGGCUCCGGCGCCCUGACCCUGCCGGCCCUGACCCGCCGGCUGGCCGACGUCGUCGAGGAGGCCGAGGAGGGGCGGGCCGGCCCGGGGCCCGACGCCGAGGCCGAGGCCGCCCCGCGGGCCGGCCCGGGACCCGACGCCGAGGCCGCCCUGCGGGCCGCCACCAUGGAGCUCGCCGUGGGCCGCUUUAAGGUGCGGGGGGUCCCGGUGUGGGACGUCCUCUCCUCCAGCUACCUGGACGAGGCCGGGCGGCGGGACCUGCUGGAGCGGUUCCGCUCGGGGGCCCUGACCCUGGCGGCCCUGACGGCCGCCCUGACGGCCGCCGUGGAGGAGACGGAGCGGAAGGCCGGCAAGGUCUCCUUCCGGGGCCUCCGGCGCCAGGUGUCGGCCUCGCAGCUGUGCGACUCCAAGAUCAUCAGCGUGGAGACCCUGCGGGACCUGGCCGAGGGGACCAAGACCCUGAAGCAGGUCACGGAGAUGGACUCGGUCCGGCGGUACCUGGAGGGGACCAGCUGCAUCGCCGGGGUCCUGGUGCCCUCCCGGGCGGACCCGGCCAAGCGGGAGAAGAUGAGCAUCUACCAGGCCAUGUGGAAGGGCAUCCUGCGGCCCGGCACGGCCCUGGUGCUCCUGGAGGCCCAGGCGGCCACGGGCUUCGUCAUCGACCCGCUGGAGAACCGGCGGCUCUCCGUGGAGGAGGCCGUGGCCGCGGGCCUGGUGGGCGGGGAGCUCCGCGAGAAGCUGCUGUCGGCCGAGCGGGCCGUGACCGGCUACACGGACCCCUACACCGGCGAGCCCCUCUCCCUCUUCCAGGCCAUGAAGAAGGACCUGAUCGUCAAGGACCACGGCGUGCGGCUGCUGGAGGCCCAGAUCGCCACGGGCGGCGUGGUCGACCCCGUGCACAGCCACCGCGUCCCCGUGGAGGUGGCCUACCAGCGCGGCUACUUCGACGAGGAGAUGAGCCGGAUCCUGGCCGACCCGGCGGACGACACCAAGGGCUUCUUCGACCCCAACACCCACGAGAACCUCACCUACCUGCAGCUGCUGCGCCGCUGCGUGCGCGACCCGGACACCGGGCUCUCCAUGCUGCAGCUGGCCGCCCCGGGCUCCGCCGUCUUCCAGCUGGGCGAGCAGGCCCGCACGGCCCUGCAGGCCGCCCCGGCCGCCGGCAGCGCGGCCCUCUUCCAGGGCCAGGCCGUCUCCCUGUGGGAGCUCCUCUUCUCCAGCUACGUCAGCGAGGCCCGGCGGCAGGAGCUGCUCGGGGGCUACCAGGCGGGGACCCUGGGCCUGGAGGAGCUGGGCGCCGCCCUGGCCGCCCUGGCCGCCGAGGCCGCGGCCCGCCCCGGGGAGCGGGAGGGCCGGGCGGCCGAGCCCCCGGCCCGGCCCACGGCGCGGGAGGCCCUGGGGGCCGCCACCAUGGAGGUCAGGCGCGGGCCGCUCCGGGGCCCGGCGGUCAGCGUGUGGCGGGUCCUCAGCUCCGACUACCUGCGGGAGCCCGAGAGGCAGGAGCUCCUGGACGGGUUCGGCUCCGGCGCCCUGACCCUGCCGGCCCUGACCCGCCGGCUGGCCGACGUCGUCGAGGAGGCCGAGGAGGGGCGGGCCGGCCCGGGGCCCGACGCCGAGGCCGAGGCCGCCCCGCGGGCCGGCCCGGGACCCGACGCCGAGGCCGCCCUGCGGGCCGCCACCAUGGAGCUCGCCGUGGGCCGCUUUAAGGGGCGGCGGGUCCCGGUGUGGGACGUCCUCUCCUCCAGCUACCUGGACGAGGCCGGGCGGCGGGACCUGCUGGAGCGGUUCCGCUCGGGGGCCCUGACCCUGGCGGCCCUGACGGCCGCCCUGACGGCCGCCGUGGAGGAGACGGAGCGGAAGGCCGGCAAGGUCUCCUUCCGGGGCCUCCGGCGCCAGGUGUCGGCCUCGCAGCUGUGCGACUCCAAGAUCAUCAGCGUGGAGACCCUGCGGGACCUGGCCGAGGGGACCAAGACCCUGAAGCAGGUCACGGAGAUGGACUCGGUCCGGCGGUACCUGGAGGGGACCAGCUGCAUCGCCGGGGUCCUGGUGCCCUCCCGGGCGGACCCGGCCAAGCGGGAGAAGAUGAGCAUCUACCAGGCCAUGUGGAAGGGCAUCCUGCGGCCCGGCACGGCCCUGGUGCUCCUGGAGGCCCAGGCGGCCACGGGCUUCGUCAUCGACCCGCUGGAGAACCGGCGGCUCUCCGUGGAGGAGGCCGUGGCCGCGGGCCUGGUGGGCGGGGAGCUCCGCGAGAAGCUGCUGUCGGCCGAGCGGGCCGUGACCGGCUACACGGACCCCUACACCGGCGAGCCCCUCUCCCUCUUCCAGGCCAUGAAGAAGGACCUGAUCGUCAAGGACCACGGCGUGCGGCUGCUGGAGGCCCAGAUCGCCACGGGCGGCGUGGUCGACCCCGUGCACAGCCACCGCGUCCCCGUGGAGGUGGCCUACCAGCGCGGCUACUUCGACGAGGAGAUGAGCCGGAUCCUGGCCGACCCGGCGGACGACACCAAGGGCUUCUUCGACCCCAACACCCACGAGAACCUCACCUACCUGCAGCUGCUGCGCCGCUGCGUGCGCGACCCGGACACCGGGCUCUCCAUGCUGCAGCUGGCCGCCCCGGGCUCCGCCGUCUUCCAGCUGGGCGAGCAGGCCCGCACGGCCCUGCAGGCCGCCCCGGCCGCCGGCAGCGCGGCCCUCUUCCAGGGCCAGGCCGUCUCCCUGUGGGAGCUCCUCUUCUCCAGCUACGUCAGCGAGGCCCGGCGGCAGGAGCUGCUCGGGGGCUACCAGGCGGGGACCCUGGGCCUGGAGGAGCUGGGCGCCGCCCUGGCCGCCCUGGCCGCCGAGGCCGCGGCCCGCCCCGGGGAGCGGGAGGGCCGGGCGGCCGAGCCCCCGGCCCGGCCCACGGCGCGGGAGGCCCUGGGGGCCGCCACCAUGGAGGUCAGGCGCGGGCCGCUCCGGGGCCCGGCGGUCAGCGUGUGGCGGGUCCUCAGCUCCGACUACCUGCGGGAGCCCGAGAGGCAGGAGCUCCUGGACGGGUUCGGCUCCGGCGCCCUGACCCUGCCGGCCCUGACCCGCCGGCUGGCCGACGUCGUCGAGGAGGCCGAGGAGGGGCGGGCCGGCCCGGGGCCCGACGCCGAGGCCGAGGCCGCCCCGCGGGCCGGCCCGGGACCCGACGCCGAGGCCGCCCUGCGGGCCGCCACCAUGGAGCUCGCCGUGGGCCGCUUUAAGGGGCGGCGGGUCCCGGUGUGGGACGUCCUCUCCUCCAGCUACCUGGACGAGGCCGGGCGGCGGGACCUGCUGGAGCGGUUCCGCUCGGGGGCCCUGACCCUGGCGGCCCUGACGGCCGCCCUGACGGCCGCCGUGGAGGAGACGGAGCGGAAGGCCGGCAAGGUCUCCUUCCGGGGCCUCCGGCGCCAGGUGUCGGCCUCGCAGCUGUGCGACUCCAAGAUCAUCAGCGUGGAGACCCUGCGGGACCUGGCCGAGGGGACCAAGACCCUGAAGCAGGUCACGGAGAUGGACUCGGUCCGGCGGUACCUGGAGGGGACCAGCUGCAUCGCCGGGGUCCUGGUGCCCUCCCGGGCGGACCCGGCCAAGCGGGAGAAGAUGAGCAUCUACCAGGCCAUGUGGAAGGGCAUCCUGCGGCCCGGCACGGCCCUGGUGCUCCUGGAGGCCCAGGCGGCCACGGGCUUCGUCAUCGACCCGCUGGAGAACCGGCGGCUCUCCGUGGAGGAGGCCGUGGCCGCGGGCCUGGUGGGCGGGGAGCUCCGCGAGAAGCUGCUGUCGGCCGAGCGGGCCGUGACCGGCUACACGGACCCCUACACCGGCGAGCCCCUCUCCCUCUUCCAGGCCAUGAAGAAGGACCUGAUCGUCAAGGACCACGGCGUGCGGCUGCUGGAGGCCCAGAUCGCCACGGGCGGCGUGGUCGACCCCGUGCACAGCCACCGCGUCCCCGUGGAGGUGGCCUACCAGCGCGGCUACUUCGACGAGGAGAUGAGCCGGAUCCUGGCCGACCCGGCGGACGACACCAAGGGCUUCUUCGACCCCAACACCCACGAGAACCUCACCUACCUGCAGCUGCUGCGCCGCUGCGUGCGCGACCCGGACACCGGGCUCUCCAUGCUGCAGCUGGCCGCCCCGGGCUCCGCCGUCUUCCAGCUGGGCGAGCAGGCCCGCACGGCCCUGCAGGCCGCCCCGGCCGCCGGCAGCGCGGCCCUCUUCCAGGGCCAGGCCGUCUCCCUGUGGGAGCUCCUCUUCUCCAGCUACGUCAGCGAGGCCCGGCGGCAGGAGCUGCUCGGGGGCUACCAGGCGGGGACCCUGGGCCUGGAGGAGCUGGGCGCCGCCCUGGCCGCCCUGGCCGCCGAGGCCGCGGCCCGCCCCGGGGAGCGGGAGGGCCGGGCGGCCGAGCCCCCGGCCCGGCCCACGGCGCGGGAGGCCCUGGGGGCCGCCACCAUGGAGGUCAGGCGCGGGCCGCUCCGGGGCCCGGCGGUCAGCGUGUGGCGGGUCCUCAGCUCCGACUACCUGCGGGAGCCCGAGAGGCAGGAGCUCCUGGACGGGUUCGGCUCCGGCGCCCUGACCCUGCCGGCCCUGACCCGCCGGCUGGCCGACGUCGUCGAGGAGGCCGAGGAGGGGCGGGCCGGCCCGGGGCCCGACGCCGAGGCCGAGGCCGCCCCGCGGGCCGGCCCGGGACCCGACGCCGAGGCCGCCCUGCGGGCCGCCACCAUGGAGCUCGCCGUGGGCCGCUUUAAGGGGCGGCGGGUCCCGGUGUGGGACGUCCUCUCCUCCAGCUACCUGGACGAGGCCGGGCGGCGGGACCUGCUGGAGCGGUUCCGCUCGGGGGCCCUGACCCUGGCGGCCCUGACGGCCGCCCUGACGGCCGCCGUGGAGGAGACGGAGCGGAAGGCCGGCAAGGUCUCCUUCCGGGGCCUCCGGCGCCAGGUGUCGGCCUCGCAGCUGUGCGACUCCAAGAUCAUCAGCGUGGAGACCCUGCGGGACCUGGCCGAGGGGACCAAGACCCUGAAGCAGGUCACGGAGAUGGACUCGGUCCGGCGGUACCUGGAGGGGACCAGCUGCAUCGCCGGGGUCCUGGUGCCCUCCCGGGCGGACCCGGCCAAGCGGGAGAAGAUGAGCAUCUACCAGGCCAUGUGGAAGGGCAUCCUGCGGCCCGGCACGGCCCUGGUGCUCCUGGAGGCCCAGGCGGCCACGGGCUUCGUCAUCGACCCGCUGGAGAACCGGCGGCUCUCCGUGGAGGAGGCCGUGGCCGCGGGCCUGGUGGGCGGGGAGCUCCGCGAGAAGCUGCUGUCGGCCGAGCGGGCCGUGACCGGCUACACGGACCCCUACACCGGCGAGCCCCUCUCCCUCUUCCAGGCCAUGAAGAAGGACCUGAUCGUCAAGGACCACGGCGUGCGGCUGCUGGAGGCCCAGAUCGCCACGGGCGGCGUGGUCGACCCCGUGCACAGCCACCGCGUCCCCGUGGAGGUGGCCUACCAGCGCGGCUACUUCGACGAGGAGAUGAGCCGGAUCCUGGCCGACCCGGCGGACGACACCAAGGGCUUCUUCGACCCCAACACCCACGAGAACCUCACCUACCUGCAGCUGCUGCGCCGCUGCCUCCCUGACCCGGGCACCGGCCUUCUCUUUCUGUCCCUCGAGUGAGUGGGUGCGCCCCGCAGGGAAUCACAGCUGUGUGUCCCCUUCCUCACUUUCAUUUUUCAAUACCCAAUCACUUUUUUUCCAUUUUUC
Molecule: messenger RNA, 8874 nt
Organism: Tachyglossus aculeatus (Australian echidna)
Lineage: Eukaryota; Metazoa; Chordata; Mammalia; Monotremata; Tachyglossidae
Product: epiplakin-like
Biological process (GO): intermediate filament bundle assembly; wound healing
Cellular component (GO): keratin filament; membrane; cytoplasm
Molecular function (GO): keratin filament binding; structural molecule activity
Source: RefSeq, a predicted model, not a curated record